UUUUCGAACCUUUGAGGUUUAUAUUAAAGAAUACAGUGAUUUUGCAAAAGUUUGUUAUCAUAACAAUUAAACAAGUGUGCGUUCCGGCAUUCAUAACGAUUGACUAAGAAAUUGUUAGACAGUAAAAAAUCAUCAACAAAUUUCGUGAUUGUUUAUCAAGAGAUUGCUUAGCCAACCAUUAUAAAUAAUCACGAAAUUUGUUGUAGUGUUUCUAGCCGCUGCAACAAAUACAUAUUUAUCAACAAAAUAUAAGGUGUAUCUAGCGAUUAAGAGUUGCUUUUUGUAGUAGUGUUCUUAUUAGGAUCAUUAUGUAUGAACUACAACUGAGUUAGAGUUGAGUUUUGAUAAGAAAAGUUGGAAGUUGUGGGCAUGCUAAUUGAAAAACCGCAAGUAUCGACUAUCGUGAAACAAGCACUUGAUAGUUGAUCCUGAUCUUGUGGGGUUGGUCUUAAAUAUCUCAGGGUACUUAGUCUAUAAGAUGGAUUCAAUAGUUUUUUCUACUGUGGAAAUAUUGAGAACAGAUUUAUUCACAACUCUUUUUGGACUUGGAUAUUGGGCAAACAUCCAUAGUUUCUAGCACUAUUUGAGUAUCUGACUGUCCAAAUGGUUGCUGGAUUAUUCCAAUCCUCUGGAUGUCCUGCAGUAGUUGCAAUGGUUGGGAAUUAGUUUUGCAAAGAAGAAGUUAUUUAUAAUGGGUAUUUAGAAUUCUCACACUUCUGUUGGGAUAUUACGGGGUCAUUAGUCGCAUCAAUAUUAUUGAAAUACAAAUGGGGUUGGUCGGUGAUUGUUCCUGGUAUCCUUAUUGCUUUUAGUGGCAUGAUAGUGUUCCUUUUGUUACCCGUUUAUCCGAAAUCCAUUGAAUGCAAUAAAGAUGAAGUGCUAUCUCUAGGAAAAGAAGACGAGGAAGUGAAUGAACCUCUCUCGAGAUCAAACAGAGAAAGAAAUCGGCCGUGGGUUUUAGUGAAGCACGGAGGAUUCCCGAAGUUGUGCCAUCUGGAAAGGUCAAAAGUAUGUUGCACUUGGCUGAACUGGUUGAGAAACAUAAUGAUCAAAUUGCAACGUUCGAGACUUGGGACACUGAGAAGCCAUAUGAACAGGCUGUUAAGAUUGGAGUACGCUGGUUGUACAUCCCCGUUAUUAUGCUGUUAGCUUUAAACUCAGUAAGAACUACAUUGAGGUACAAUGUAUCAUAUAAAGUCGGGGUUUCUUGAUUGACAUACGACAAAUGGAGAGCUCUGACUAUGCAUCGGUCUCUCACCAAAAAGGUAUGGUAACCUCAAAAAAACUUUCCUUGAAUCUGAAGACGAGAAACUUCAAUAAGGAAAUUUGUGAGGAGCCUGUUGGCCAAGACCAUUAAUAGGUUUUGAUUGAACAACCAAUAUAUAGUCAUUCUUGAUUAUAUCUAUUAAUUUCCUUAUUUCGUAUCAUAGAAUAAGAAUCUAUACUAAAAAAAUAUUUGUGAGGUUAUAAUUAGCAUAUACUCUUAGUCAUGGAUACACUAUAAGCUUCCACAAAUGUUACAUCUAAUAUGUAUGUGACAAAGGAUCAAUUGUACAUGUAAUGGUAAGUCCCAAAUCUUACAAAUUAUAUCAGAGACAAUUAAAUUUUGCCCUUAAUUAGCAGUAAACACUCGAGAAAAGUUAUUUUGAUACCAUCAUCUUUAUAUUGGCAUUUGUGAUAUAGCUUAAUAUCCAAUGGCACUAUCAUGAUAGCUAAUUUAUGUCUUCCUUUCCUCAUAUUACUUGCCACUGGACUCGCUAAUGGGUUCAAAGAUUAAUUGACAAUUAAAAUCCUCAUUGUGGUCCAUUUAAAUCUAAAGAGUAUGCAAGAGUGCUAUGGUUUGUGAUGUUACUUUUUGAAAAUUGUAUCUUGAUUAAUGUGUUUUACUUUAUUAUUAUCCAGUUUGUUCAAGUUGUGUGAUAUAUUUAGGUGGCAUGCUUUCGAUUUUUAGCCCUCAAAAGAAGAUGGUUGUGUUAUUCUUCAAAAUAUAGAAUCAGAUUUUGUUAUCUUGAGUCAAUUGAAGCAAGUUUCCAAGGUGGAAAUUGGAAAUAAUCUGUCAAAACAUGAGAAGGUUCAAAAACUUAUUAUGUAACAGUGGUUAGAAGCUUUAAGUCGCACAUAUAUUUUUGUCUAAUGUAUGUAAAAAAUAUAAUUAGAUCCAAAGUGUAUAUGAACUUAAACAAUUAUUUGUUUAAUCAAAUAUGCUGCAUUAGUAUAUUUAUCAGAUCAACAUUAAAGUUGCCUAA
Solanum lycopersicum (tomato) is the source of this 2246-nucleotide messenger RNA. The record is from RefSeq and is a predicted model, not a curated record. NCBI's taxonomy places the organism in Eukaryota, Viridiplantae, Streptophyta, Magnoliopsida, Solanales, Solanaceae.